Penicillium samsonianum is the source of this 1704-nucleotide messenger RNA. RefSeq lists its product as uncharacterized. The transcript is spliced from 2 exons. Lineage: Eukaryota; Fungi; Ascomycota; Eurotiomycetes; Eurotiales; Aspergillaceae. The coding region runs from base 1 to 1704 and encodes 567 amino acids. The record is from RefSeq and is a predicted model, not a curated record.
AUGUCAUACCUCUUUUAUCAUUAUUUCGGAUUUUGUCGAGUCAAGUACGCCAGUUACGAAAAUAUUAUCGUUGCUAAUGCUAAUCCCUUAGGCCUCAGCUCACUACCCGAGAUACCCCGGAACCCAAGGAUUGUCGACGCCAGCGGACAUAUGAACUGGCAUCGUGAACGGGGUGGGCCUGCUUUAUGGUCGUUAAGCCUGUCUCAGCAGAUAGUUCUUCUGCAAAUCUGCGUUUUUCACAAAGCCUCCUACAAGGAACCGCGAGGCAAUUCAGAUUAUUGGAAACGUGUUUGUUCUCACUUUUGGGUGAUCUCGAGUUGGAACUGGAUUCGAGUCAGAAAUUUCGUGCAGAACAAGAUCCGUCAGUACCGUACAGAUCCUCUCCGAGUGCCCGACAACGCUGAGGGUCAAACAAAACAACUAUUGGGUGAAUUGGUUGCCCACAUAGAUCUUAUCAACGAUCCGAUUCACCAAACAAAUGUGGCCCAAUUAGCUAUGAGUUGGUGGAUUCCAGGCUCUCAACGCCAGAUAACAAGUCAUCCUGGGCAAGGCGCUGCGAAGCGAAAAGCCUCGGAGGCUGGGUUUGAUGAUGAGGUCAAUUCGGGUGAGGAUUUGCCUACAGCUCGUGGUUCGCGACGGCGGCAUACCAGCCCUGGUGGUUCUUCUGCGAGCACGCCCCCUCAAGCUCUUUCUGAGAAGAACUCUGACCAAGAUCUCAUUGCGAAGAGCAAGGAAGCAGAAGAGCGCCGUGACUUUGAUGAGGCCAAGUCUCUGUUGCUUCAGAUUUCGAACAAGACAAUCUUUGAACCACUCCUCGAGGAAUUAGAUAUGACUCGCGAAAUCCAACUCCAAACCAACAACGAAUUUGCAAGGCAAGCCAAGAAAGCCGAGUUAAAGGGUGACUGGGAAACGGCCAAGUCUCUACUGUCUCGUAUUGUGAGCGAUGAUGUUUGUUUCCUUCUCUUGGCAUUGGAGUACAGUCGAACACGACUAGAAUGGGAAAGUAUCGAAGCAUAUGAAUUAAUUGAGCAGCUCAAGAAGGAAUACCCCGAUCCACGCCUUAGGCAAGUGGAGCUUGAACAGGAGGUUGCGGAAUCAAAAAUGAUUGGAAAAGACGAUAGGCUCGAUCAUUAUCGUGGGUUGUUUCGUGCCAACAAAAACAAGAUCGGCACCCUCUGGCAUGAACCCGAUGAUUUUCGCAAAGUAUUUCAGAUGAUGGCCGCAGAUAUGCAACAUGCUCGUGACAAGGCAUGGUAUGCACAUCCACCUCGAGCCAAGAAGACAGUACUUCAAUCUCAAUCCCAAGCUCGAGCUCGACCUCAAUCUGAUUCACACUCUUAUUCUGUUCCUGGGCUUAGACCUGAGGCAGGAGCUCAAUCCCAAUCCCAAUAUCAACCUUUGCAACCGGAUGUGACUGAAGAACUCCGCUUGCUACAAAGGGCACGGACACGAGCCCAACCGCAACCUCAAUCUCAGCGAUGGGAUAUGAUCCGAGAACUCUACUUGAUAAAAAAGGCACGGACAGAGCUAUCUAAUGCGCAGGCCAAGGCCAAAGCUCUCCUACGCCUUGGGUCGAGCCCCGAAUGCAAACAAGUCCUCGCAGUAUUGGAGCGCGAGGAAAGAGUGACUUUCGACAGUUUUGAGGAGGCUCAAACUGCGGUUGAGAUCCAGGUUGAUGAUGCAUCGGAUCAGCGGACACCCUGA